Messenger RNA from Notolabrus celidotus (New Zealand spotty), 3218 nucleotides. It is a transcript of the gene klhl3, whose product is annotated as kelch-like family member 3. Bases 83 to 1897 code for a protein of 604 amino acids. The record is from RefSeq and is a predicted model, not a curated record. The transcript is spliced from 15 exons. NCBI's taxonomy places the organism in Eukaryota, Metazoa, Chordata, Actinopteri, Labriformes, Labridae. Gene Ontology annotation, molecular function: protein binding.
UGUGGAGUCUGUCCAUAGAGUCUGACUCGGAGUGAUCCAUCUUGUUAAUAGACCAUCUUCGCUCGGCUCCUGUACAGCUCUCAUGCCUGCUGUGGAGUCUGACUCCGGGAGGAUGGAUGGUGUGUCGUUGGGUCUGGUGGCCACACCGGCCUCGCCACGUCCAAACUGCGCCACAGACCUGGAGGAGGACGCCAUGAAUGAAGGGAUGCUCACCUACAACCAGACGCACAUGAGGAAGGCUUUCCAGUUCAUGAAUGACCUGAGGAGUAAAAAGAUGCUCUGUGAUGUCCAGCUGGUGGCGGGGAGAGUGGAGGUGCCAGCUCAUCGGGUGGUCCUAGCGUCCUGUAGCCCUUACUUCUGUGCCAUGUUUACAGGUGAUAUGACUGAGAGCAAAGCCCAACAGGUGGAGAUCAGAGAGGUGGACGGACAGACGCUGAGAAAGCUGGUGGACUACAUCUACACGGCUGAGAUCGAAGUGACAGAAGACAAUGUGCAGGUUCUGUUGCCAGCAGCCAGCCUCCUCCAGCUGAUGGAUGUUCGUCAGGUCUGCUGUGAGUUCCUUCAGUCUCAGCUUCACCCCACCAACUGUCUGGGCAUCCGGGCCUUCGCCGACCUCCACACGUGCACGCAGCUUCUCAACCAGUCCCACGCAUAUGCUGAGCAGCAUUUCUCUGAGGUGGUGCAAGGAGAGGAGUUUCUGGGGCUUUCUCUGCAGCAGGUGUGCAGCCUCAUCGCCAGUGACAAACUCACCGUUACCACAGAGGAGAAGGUUUUUGAGGCCAUGAUUUCCUGGAUCAAGAACGACAAGCCGGCUCGCCUGGAGCACAUGCCCAAACUGAUGGAGCACGUCAGGCUUCCUCUGCUGUCCAGGGAUUACCUAGUGCAGAUUGUGGAGGAGGAGGCUUUGAUAAAGAACAACAACACCUGUAAAGAUUUCCUCAUAGAAGCGAUGAAGUAUCACCUUCUGCCUGCUGACCAGCGGCACCUCAUAAAGACGGACAGGACCCGACCGAGGACUCCGAUCAGCAUCCCAAAAGUCAUGAUCGUUGUGGGUGGUCAGGCUCCUAAAGCAAUUCGCAGUGUGGAGUGUUACGACUUCCAGGAGGAUCGAUGGUACCAAGUAGCUGACCUGCCAUCAAGACGCUGUCGAGCAGGUGUGGUUUCCAUGGGGGGCCGUGUGUAUGCAGUCGGGGGGUUCAACAGUUCCCUGCGGGAGCGAACGGUGGACGUGUAUGACAGUGGGAGAGACCAGUGGACUGCGGUGUCGAGCAUGCAGGAGAGACGCAGCACUCUGGGAGCUGCUGUGUUAGCAGAUUUACUUUACGCUGUGGGAGGCUUUAAUGGAAGCAUAGGUCUGUCCACAGUGGAAGCAUACAAUCAUAAAUCCAACGAGUGGUUGUACGUCACCUCCAUGAACACACGGCGCAGCAGCGUGGGGGUCGGGGUGGUCGAUGGGAAGUUGUAUGCAGUGGGAGGUUAUGAUGGAGCGUCUCGUCAGUGUCUCAGCACAGUGGAGGAGUACGACCCUGUCGCUGAUCAGUGGUGUUAUGUAGCUGACAUGAGCACACGGCGUAGUGGAGCAGGUGUAGGUGUGUUGGGCGGUCAGCUGUACGCAGCAGGAGGACACGACGGCCCUCUGGUGAGGAAGAGUGUAGAGGUGUACGAACCACAGACCAACAGCUGGAGACCGGUCUGUGACAUGAACAUGUGCAGAAGAAACGCAGGUGUGUGUGCCAUUAACGGGCUGCUCUACGUGAUCGGAGGAGACGACGGCUCUUGUAACCUCUCCUCUGUCGAAUAUUACAACCCAGCCACGGACAAGUGGAGCCUCAUUCCUACCAACAUGAGCAACGGACGCAGCUAUGCCGGAGUCGCAGUGAUUGACAAGCCGUUAUGACCCGCAGUCUCUCACAGGGUCGGCUAUGUGCCGGCAGCUGAUGUCACAGAGACUCACACUGACGUCUGAAGCUCUACAAGCACACGGAGGAGUGACGCAGGAGAUGGAUUCUCUCCUCCACCCUCAGCUGAUGUAAAAAUCUGGAUGAAUCUGGAGUUUUGGGCAUCGAACCACAAACUGAUUCUGCUGUGAUGUCCAAGACAUUUCUACUUGUGAGGGUCUGACUUUUUAAGGAAACCGUUGCACUGCGUUUAGAAGCAAUACCCACAAAGUAAAGUGGGCUUAUAAGAGACUUUGUCUUGGUUUUAAUUACCAAGCACACAACAAGCAGCUGUAUCAGCUGACGUAGGACUCACGGACUGAAGGACUGAUGAAGAGGGGCCAAAUGGAGACUUUUAUCUACUGCACUUCAUGGGAGCCAUUUUUCUUAACUUUCAUCAUAUUUCCCUCGAAGUCAAAUCAGCGUAAAGCAGCGGUGUCGACUGAUUUUGUUUCAUGCAGACUUUCAGAUGAUCGAAGUGAUCACUGAAAUGAAAUCUCGCCUUCCAGAGAGCUGUAAGGAGCGUCUCCUCUCUCAACACGGAGACCUGGACCCAGGGAGCAACAGACGGUCAUAAGAAUGUACAAAAUGUCUUUAUAUGCAAAUCAGAUAUCAUAUUUAAUAUUUUAGAGAUGUUUUUAAAACUGUGGGGAACCACUGUGGUGGCCGUACACUCAGGCUGGUUGAUCCAACUCGACACAGUCAGACUCCAUUCUGUCGUCGACACACUACUGAUGCACUGAUCGCUUGCACUGACCGAGAGGACGCCUGUCCGUCUUUCUAACUGAUCUCUGCUGUCUCUUCCUGAUCGCACAAAUCGGAGCAUUUAAAACACUUUGAGGCUAAAAGUGUCAUCCCGAAUUGUAUAAAAGUGCCAGAUAGACGUCUUUCUCUCUUAUUUACUAACUGAAAGAUGAUUUUUUUUUUGUUUACUGUCAAAGUGAGUGUGUCAAACUGUGCUGUAGAAAUCCACCUGUGAAGUCAUACUGUAAAAGAAGCAGGUUAAAGGUUUUCUAUUUAUUGUUUUUGGAGGAUUGAUUUCACAUUUAUUCAAAUCAUUUCAUUUUACACUCGUGCUCUCCUCUCGUUCAGUCAGAUGACGGAGGAUUUUCUUUAGGUGUAGUUUUGACUGACUGGUGCCAUAGCUUUGAAGUAAAGAGAUUUAUAGAUUUAUGAAAGGUGUUGACCUCGUGCUUCUUGACUCUAAUCUUCCAGGAAUGAUGAAAUAACUGGAAGCUUUCGGCUGUAACAACAAAAAGGACAUAAAAGAUCUUAAAGGAC